This is a messenger RNA of Carya illinoinensis, 2629 nucleotides long. RefSeq lists its product as uncharacterized. The transcript is spliced from 6 exons. The record is from RefSeq and is a predicted model, not a curated record. NCBI's taxonomy places the organism in Eukaryota, Viridiplantae, Streptophyta, Magnoliopsida, Fagales, Juglandaceae. Gene Ontology annotation, molecular function: mRNA binding; translation initiation factor activity. Bases 406 to 2262 code for a protein of 618 amino acids.
UUUCGGUAUAAAUUCGGUAGAAGGCAUGCCAAAGUAAUGAAAAACUCACAGGCGAAACGGAAGCAAUCGAAGGUCCUAUAUAUCCCCUAUACAUGCAUAUAUUCAGAGUGAUCGAGAGACAAAGUGAAGCAACAGGGAAAUCGAGGUCCGUGAGCAGGAAGCAAACCUUCUCUUUUUCCCCCUGCCCUCUCUCUCCUUCUCGCUCUUGCUCAACGCUGCCUCAAAUCUCCGAGGCAUCGGGCGGAAGAAGAAGCAGAAGACAGAAGAAAUUGAAGUUACGAAUACACAGAGAGAGAGAGAGAGAGAGAGAGAGAGAGAGAGAGAGGGAGGGAGCUUGAGGGUGAGGGAGAGGAGAAAUGUCGAAGAAGAAAGUGAGUGGGAACACCAUGACUCUUAAGGAUUUCCAUGGCGGCUCAAUUCCCUCUGAUCUCUCUCUCCCUUCUGCACCCGGAGUAUUUCUCGUUCUUUAUUUUCCUCAAUAGAACUGUGAGGCCGUCGGAUCAUUCGGGUCAAGACCGUCCAAACUCAUGGGGAAACCCAAUUGGGAGACCUGAUAACUGGUCUCGGCCACAGUCCUCUCCUGCGACGAGGCCUUUCGAUGAUAAGACUCCUUUUCUCACUCAUACUGCCCGCAUAGGCCGGAACUUUGAUGAGGAUGAGCGAAAACCCCUUGAUGGAAUUUCGGCCCCUCGUCGGACUAUCAGCGAUGAGAGCAUUCAGGUCCCUGCAUCCCGUGUUGAGCUGAAGUCCGAGUAUGGGUCAAGUGGGAGUUUAGUGGGUUGGCAGGGGUUGGCUCCGAGUGGGGUGGUGAAUGCCUAUGCGGCUAAGGUUAAUGAGGUGACUCAUGUUGGUGUUAAUUCACAGAACUUAGGUGGGAAUAGUGGGCUGGCAGUUGGUGGAGGUUAUCCCAAUGCGUGGGCAGCAAGGAAGGAGAUGGUUGGGGUUAAUGAACCAGUGCAACAAUCUGCCUGGUCUGGACCAACAGCUGUCUUGAAGUUGGCUCGUGCCAGUGCACUUGAAAAGGUGUCUUCAGGUCGAUGGCAGUCAAAGCAUGCGAUCCAUUUUCAGGCAGAUGUUGAGGAUUUGAUGUCACCCAAAAUUGAGACCGUCUUUCAGUCCAACAGUUAUGGUAGUAGUAGCCAUGAGAGGGUUGAUGUUUUGGGUGGAAGAGAUUAUCAGGAUGCAACCUUGGCGAGGCAGGUUGAAAGGGGUCUGCAUAUUGAGGAUGGGGUUCAAGCUGCUAGGAAGGAGUUGCCGAGAUAUGAAAUGGCUAUGGGUCCCAAGUAUUCAGAUGUAAAAGAGCGGAAUGCUGCAAUUCAUACAGAUAGGACUCCACUUGCUCGUGAUGAUGGAAGACUUAGUGGAUCUGAAUUGCAACCCGCAGUGCCUUUAGAACCAUCAGAGCGACCCAAGUUGAAAUUGCUUCCCAGAACAAAGCCAUUAGAAAGUUCAGAAAAACCUGCAAUCGAUCAUAGACAGGGGUGUCAACGAGUGAAUGACACUGGUCAUGCUGAAGCUUUUGAAGUCUAUGGGAAUAUGUAUCCUACAAAACUUAGCAUGGCAAUCACUGAGAGUGUGCCACAGGCUUUGGAGCAUCCCAAAUUGAGUUUAAAGUCUCGGUUGCAGCCUCUUGAGCAAUUGGAAGGAAGUAUUGAAAAAGAUAGGAAUGCUGUGUUUGGUGGUGCUCGUCCACGAGAACUGGUUCUGAAGGAGCGAGGGAUUGGUGAUGUUGAGAUCAACAACCAUGACUUGGUUCAACAAUUCGAUAGGACUGAGCAUAAUGUUCCCAGGAUUGAAAGAGACAUGAGAGGAAAGGAUUGGAAGGAGAAUCCAAUUCUUGCUGAGAACAGUGAAAAAACUGAGAGUCCUCUCCUUGAUGAAAAGAUCGGAAAGAGAUAUGAGAGGAAAGAUCAUCGGCAAGACAUUGAGAGAGUUGACGUGCAAAGGAGGAACUGGCGUAAUGAGAGCUGGAGGAAUAGCAGAGAGACUGAAAGGAAUCAGCAGCAGGUUGAGAGGCCACCUUCACCAGAGACUUGGCGCAAGCCUGUAGUGCAGGUAAAACCUGACUCCCCCGACUCCGGUGGUCCACGCCAUGGAAAAGUGGCCUCAGCCAUUGAGCUUGCCCAAGCAUUCUCUAGGUCAGUCUCGGAUCCAAAAACAGCUGAUCACUUUUCCGGCCAAAGGGGCCAUCCUGGCCGGACUCAAAUGCCUUUCUCACGGCUGAUGGGUCCGACCCCGAGGCCUCAGAUUAAUGGUUACUGAAUGUUUGAGUGAUUUCACGUGCAAUUGGGCAUAUAUGUGUCAGAAGAAUGUGUGGGGAUACAACAUUGUGUAGAUGUGAAAGUACUCGCCAAGUGAUGGUAUCUGCUGCUGAUUUUUUCCAUGGAAAAUAAUUGUCCUACAAAAUUGAUUACAACAACCAGCCCGACUUGUGCCAUCAUCUCUUUACUUAGUGUCCUCGUUCUAGUCUGUCUAAUCUUUUUUAAUUUUUUGCGUUUUCCUCCGUUCACAAAUUUAUUAGGAGGAAUUGUUCUGUUGUUGCCCUUUUGUCCGAGAGACGAGGCCACUCCAGGUUGAGUUUACAAUUUGCAUUCACGGUAUUGAAAGUGUUGAACUGGUUUUUCUUGCU